Messenger RNA from Paramecium sonneborni, 792 nucleotides. The record is from the annotation of a GenBank genome assembly. NCBI's taxonomy places the organism in Eukaryota, Ciliophora, Oligohymenophorea, Peniculida, Parameciidae.
UUUAUAUAAAAAUUAAAAAAUGAGAUUUGGAAGAGUUGGUGCAAUAUCUGCAAUAACAAGAGCUAAAAGAUCAGAUUAAUAUUUGGCUGGUAAAAAUGAAGAUAUUGAAUUGACAGAGAAAUAGUUGAAUCGUAUGAAAUAUUGAUUAAUAGAUAGAUGCAGAGAAAAUAAUGAAAAGGAUUUAAAAAGACUAAAAGUCAUUAAUAUUAUAUAGAGUUCCUGUAUUGUAUAAUAAUAAUGCAAAUGAGUUAGUAUUUGGGGAAUCGGGAUAUUGAUAAUAUUGUUAUCAUUAUAUUUACUAUACAACUUAAUAUGGGGAUUAGAAGGGAAGGUUUUUAAAUAGGAAACGAGUUGGUGGCAAUAUUUUGUUUCGUUUAUUAUAAUGGGAAUAGGGAUAAGUUUUUUAAUAGCUAUAAAGAGAGAGAAGCUAAUAUUCAAUAAAGAAGUAAAAGAGAGUAUAUAAAUAGAAAGAUGAGAUAAUAUUAUGUUAUAGGAAUAUAUGUUGUUAAUAGAAUGUUAUGGAAUAGAAAAUAUCACAUUUAACAAAUAUGAAAAUGGUAUAAAGAGGGAUGGAUUGUAAUAAUGUUAUGGUAUAUAAAUAUAGCGAUUCAAAAUUCAACUUUACAUUAUAAGAUUGUAUUAUCAUUUAAUGAUGGAUAAUAUUUUGAGAUAUUAGAAGGGAAGAGUGCAUACAAAAUAAAGGGUUAAUUUGUACAAAUAGCUAGAUAUAUAAAUUAUGCUUAUCAAGAUUUGACAAUAAUCGAUGAAACCUUUUAAGUGCGAUGAGGAGAU